Xenopus tropicalis (tropical clawed frog) is the source of this 1113-nucleotide messenger RNA. RefSeq names its product vitelline membrane outer layer protein 1. NCBI's taxonomy places the organism in Eukaryota, Metazoa, Chordata, Amphibia, Anura, Pipidae. Bases 301 to 918 code for a protein of 205 amino acids. The record is from RefSeq and is a predicted model, not a curated record. The transcript has 4 exons.
GGGCCAGUCCCACGUAGGUUCCCAAUCCUGAUAUUCUUCUGCUUCGGGCUGAACCAAGACGGGGAUAAGCCGAUAUCUCGGCACUAAAUGCCAUCCAACCAUCAAAUUAAAGGACUCAUCUCUGGCCCCCAAAGGUGGCGAAUGAUUGGAGACUUGCUGGGAAUUCAUUUUGGUUUCAAACGAGUUACCGGGCCCAGAUGGGAAAUGGUCGGCAGAUGUAAUUCUCUCAUUGUGGAAUCAACUCACUGUUUGGUCAACCCCUCUUUGGGCCGUCCAUAAAUAGUGGUAUUUUGCCCAUUAAUGGGACCUUCCCUGGUAUCUCCAUCUGAUGUGCAUCUCACCAUGAUGUUGCUCUGGGUCUCCUCCCUUGUACUUCUCUGUGGUUUCCCAGCAGUACAUGGGAUCUAUAAUAUCCCUCUUAUUAGUGUCCCGAAUGGAGGCAAAUGGGGCAGCUGGGGAGCAGAGCAAAGGUGCCCCAAUGGUUUUGUGGCCAAAGGCUUCUCUGUUAAGGUUGAACCCCCGCAGGGAUCCGGCGAUGACACUGCACUGAAUGGGAUCCGGCUGCACUGCUUUCCCUUCCAGUCUACUGACAAUGAACAAACAGUGACAUCUGCAGAGGGACCGUUUGGGAAAUGGUCCCGCCCCGUAUGGUGUCUCUGUAGCCACCUCACUGCCUUCUCCUUAAGAGUGGAACCUCCUCAGGAAUACGGUGAUGACACGGCCGCCAACAACAUCAUGUUUAAGUGCUCAGACGCCCGGGAACUUGAAGGAUCUGGACUCUCAUGGGGGUCCUAUGGACCUUGGAGCCAAUCGUGCUACUAUGGCAUCUGUGGCCUUCAGACAAGAGUAGAGGAGAAACAAAGGAGUGGAGAUGACACUGCACUUAAUGAUGCCAAGUUCUUGUGCUGUGAAGGCUGAAUUCAAUAAUAAUAAUAAUAAUAAUAAUAAUAAUUCAAUGUCUCCUGAUAACAGAUGAUCAAUGUCCGCCAUACUUGUCUGUAGGUCUAAGCAAGAAGAACCUUUGAAGGUGUUGAAGUUUCCUUCAUGUCACAAAUGGAAACUAUAGACGUGACUACAACAUGUGGCUUAUCAAAUUAAAAAAAAAUAACAUGA